AUGAUAAAGCUGGGGUUUUCUGACUGGCUCUGGUUGGAGAGUGGCCCUGAUGCUGGAUCCCUACUUGGGGUGCGGGCUGGAGGUGCAUGGAAGAGACUGAUCUCCCGGGAUAGAAUAAUGUCUUUAUUCUAUGGUACCUGGAAGCAACUAAAUCAUUUAGAUGCUGUGUGUUUGUGUGAAUCGGGCUUGGGGGCCCAUGUGUGGGCCCAGUGGUGUGAUUCUGAUGCUCUGUGUCUGUGUGUGUUUCCUCAGGAGAUGUUUUCCUCCUACACAGCACAAGUCACCUGUGAACUUUCUAAACACUUCUUAUCACCACUGCCCACUGACUAUACAUUACUUGAUUCUUUCCUCAGCUCAGCCAUUCCUCAUGUUUGGUUAAUAUUCAUUUUCCUCAAGUGA
Rangifer tarandus platyrhynchus (Svalbard reindeer) is the source of this 399-nucleotide messenger RNA. NCBI's taxonomy places the organism in Eukaryota, Metazoa, Chordata, Mammalia, Artiodactyla, Cervidae. The record is from the annotation of a GenBank genome assembly.